Molecule: messenger RNA, 5692 nt
Organism: Polypterus senegalus (gray bichir)
Lineage: Eukaryota; Metazoa; Chordata; Cladistia; Polypteriformes; Polypteridae
Gene: nagk
Product: N-acetylglucosamine kinase
Exons: 10
Coding region: 571-1611 (346 amino acids)
Molecular function (GO): N-acetylglucosamine kinase activity
Source: RefSeq, a predicted model, not a curated record
UAAGACACGGCUGAGUCAUGUGCAUCAAGAAAGAGGAAAUGCAAGAGAACAAAGCUCGAGAAUGCAUUCCGAUCAAAUCAAGAAGCGAAACGGUCUGGUGCCCUGCCCACCUCAGCUCACAUGAGAGCCUGGUGCUUUCCGGAUAUCGCAAAACUCGGACAGUAGCUCAUUAUUAUUACGUUUCUCCACUUCGGAUUAUUGUGAAUAAUGUUCCUAAAGGCUCCACUUUACCCACUGGGUAUUUUCACCAGCUGCAUGCGCCUGUUUUAUUAAUGGCAAUGUUAGUAUAAAAAUAGCUGCAACCACAGUAACACGCAAGCAGAGGAAGUGAAAAAACACUGUACGCUUACAAGCGCUUCCUGGUAGGUGAAGCCACUCUAGCCAAUUAAAUGCAAGAGCGCGCAGAUGUUUGUCGGGGAUUGGUCAACUGCGCAUCGAAAACGUAUAAACUGAAACAGCUGCGCACUUUUAUUCCUGCAGCCGACGCCGUAAAAACUUGGAGCGCAGUUUUUUUUUUUCUUGUGCACGGAAUCUUGAAGGCUGACCAGGAAGAGAGGCUCAUUUUGUGCGAUGGCUGUUGUGUACGGUGGCGUCGAGGGUGGGGGAACCCAUUCAAAAGCAGUGCUGAUUUCAGAGGCUGGCCAGAUCCUGGCCGAGACAGAAGGACCUUGUACUAAUCACUGGCUGGUCGGCACUGAGAAAUGCUUGGAAUCCAUAAACUUGAUGCUUGUAAAAGCUAAAGCAAAAGCUGGGAUUGAUGCUGGCACUCGCCUCCGUGCUGUGGGAAUGUCGCUCAGUGGAGGUGAACAGGAGGAAGCCAUCCAGAAACUGAUUGAAGAAAUAAAAAUGCGAUUCCCCACACUUAGUGAAAGCUACUUAAUCACUACAGAUGCAGUUGGAGCAAUGGCAACAGCUAGUGAACAUGGAGGUGUGGUGCUGAUUUCAGGCACUGGAUCAAACUGCAAGUUAUUAAAUCCAGAUGGCAGCCAGGUGGGCUGUGGUGGCUGGGGCCACUUAAUGGGAGAUGAGGGCUCCGCUUACUGGAUUUCACACCUGGCAGUGAAGACCGUCUUCGACACCUGUGAUAACUUCAAUGCUUCCCCUUAUGGUAUUGACUUUGUACAGCAAGCAAUGUAUGAUUACUUCCAGGUUUCAGACCGAAUGGGAAUUCUUACUCACCUCUACAGAAGCUUUGAGAAAUCCAAGUUUGCUGGAUUCUGUCGAAAACUUGCUGAAGGAGCUCAGGAUGAAGAUCCCCUCUGUCAGCAUGUUUUCAACCAAGCGGGGCAAGUGCUUGCUAAACACAUUGUAGCUGUCCUACCCAAAGCACACAAGAGUCUUUUUGAUGGAGAGCUGGGAUUACCCAUUCUAUGUGUGGGUUCAGUCUGGAAGAGCUGGCCAUUCAUGAAGAAAGGGUUCACUGAAGUUCUAGCCAAAUCUGCAUCCUCAUCUUUCAUCCGGUUCAGCCUCUUGACCUUGAAGCACUCCUCAGCAGUGGGUGGCGCUAGCCUGGGUGCUAGACACAUUGGCCAGAGGCUGCCUCUUGACUUUGCUGCCAAUGUAGAAAUCUUCUACACACAUUCUUUCAAUGGGCCAGGAGAUGGACCCUGAAGAACUGGCAUGGGGUUGGUGGGGUCUUAUACUGUUAGCCAUUUACAUUUGGACCAAACACAAAUUCUCAAAUUACUCAUUAGACAUCCGAGCCUUAAACUGUCACUUGAGAAAUGUCUCAACAUGUCCUCCUCCAAUCUUGAAAAAAAUGUUUAAAUAUGGUUAAUUAGUUAAUGCAUUAAUAAUUUGUAGAGACCCUCUUUGGGUGCAAUCAGGAAGACAAAACUUUAACUGACGGUGAUCAUUCUUGUAUUGAAAGAAAGCUAAGCCAUACACAAGUUCUCAUGCAUUAGAUCUUCUUAAUACAACUUGAAAAUUGGCCACUAUUGAUUCUCUGAAAGGUGCUGACCAAGCAGCAGAAUCUUUGGAGCUCUUGUUUAGAGUUCAGUCCAUUAAUUAAUCAUUGUUUUGUUGUGUGUCCGUUUUGUUCUCCAGCAGUUGUACCCUUUGGCAUUGUCUAGCACGAUGCUACCAUAUGUGUCAUUUGUAUUGAACUCUUUGGAGAUCCACCUAACAACCUGUCUCAGGCAGAAAGCUGGAUGUUUGUCCAUUUCAGAAGCUGAUUUCAGCAGCCUGUGGGAGGAAACUCGCAAGAGCACAUAGAUAAUAGGAGAAGGUGCAGUAUAUACAUGGGUACAAAACUGGCUUAAACAGCUGACUUCACCUGGCAUUGGGGGAAUUGUGCUGUUGGGCAGACCUGCACUAUGCUGUUUAAAGAGGGCUGGGAUAUCCCACACUUGUCACCUUCUCAUAUCUAAAAGUUUGCAUUAAUGAAACCAAAUUACUCAAAUCACCUACCAGUGACUGUCAGUGAACAGACCUGUGGGGUCCUUAAAAUCAAGUGAACUUUGUGCCAUAAUUUGCAAACGUUCACAAUCAGAUGGUGGGCUUUUGUGUAGAAAUUUCAAGAUGAAAUGGGUGUUUUGGGGCUUUAUUUUAUUGAUGGAGCUACUCCUGAUUGCCAGCUACUUUUGCAGAAGGUGUUAAAUUUGUAAUAUUUUGAAAAGUUUUAAAAUUGUCUCAAAUGCUUCUAUGUAGCAUUAUGAAUAUAACAGAACUAAAUAUGAAUUAUACAAAUAAGCAAAAUUCAUCUGACAUUGUAAAAAACGCACCCCCUCCGAGCAGUCACGGUCAGAUCAGAGCUACUUAAAUAGGGAUGAGGGCCGAAACACAUACAAGUUUACUUCUGUUAACAUCUCAUGCAGAAAUCUGUCCUGCUCCCAUUUCAUGAAUGAGACCCACUGUGGGUGCAGAUAUUGGGCAACGGUCAAUCCUGUCUGCUCUUUAGAUAUGGCCUCCAUUAGAGCUCAGUGUUUAUUCUGUGUCACCACUAGGAGACAUCGCUCAAAGAACUUCACCUUCAUGCAUCAGUACUGACCAUACCUGCUAAACUGAACCCUCGCAGGCCGUUUCCUAUUGUGCUGCUGUUUCAGUGAAACAGAGUGAUCACUGCAAAUGGUAAAUAAUAACCAGUCCUGACAGCAUUCAUCUUGGGGACUGAAUUUUAGAGAUUUAAGGCAUUAUUUUUAACACUGAUCUACUAUUUAUUAUAUUAUUGAACCAUGUCUUGCUUUUUUAGCAAAAUUAAGGUGACAUUAUACUACACAGUAUGUGAUCCUUUAGUUCAGUCUACUGUUCUGUCCAAGCACAUUAAGUCUGAGAGCAACCAUUUAAAGGGAAAUCAGGAAAGCAAAAAGGGCAUUUAGAGAGUAAUAAUGUGGAUUGGUUGACCCAAAGUGAUGACUGUUCUUUUACUUUUUCUUUUUUUAAUGAGCAUUUAUCUGAAAUUCAAUAUCCUCCCACCAGUUACUUGAUGGUUUGGAAACUGUAUAGAGAGAAGUGCUGCUUAGAUCAAAUAGUCAAACAGAUCACAAGGGGGGCUUGUUUAUAAAGCUUGCACACACACAAAAACAGGCUUGAAUUAUGUGAACACAACUUUCAAUGCAAACAUCAGGAUUUAUAAAAGGAAACAUGAUGGGAGAACUUGUAUACAUUUAUGGCAACUCUGCCCCAUCAGCACACAACAUUUUGGGGAGACUGAUAAAUGAUGACACUGUUCAUCCUGAAGUAGGCAAUUGUAGCAAAAUGACAACCUGCAUGUGCAAUCAUUCAUAUAACUGAGCCAUUAUUAUAACGUGUUGAUGUGACAAACAUAUUACACCUCAAAAUGUGGUAUGAUGUACAGAUGUAUUUUAGUUCCCUUUUAAGAGGAUAUAUCCUGCACAUUUGCACUGAAAAUGCAUUGUUAUCUUUGUAUAUCAGCUACCUGUUGUGACUUCUCAGGAAACUGGCUGACAGGUCAGCAGCAUCUCAACCAGGCUUCAAACCACCUUACUUGUUGUGCUGCACACCAUUAAGUGACCAGUGAGGCUCUACAUUCAGUUUUCAUUGGCUGUGGGUGUACAUGCAUACAUUAGUGUCACAUUCUCCUAAUGUAACCUGAACACUUUACUGCACUUACAUUUAAAUAAGGGAACCUAGUGAGAAUGAAGCUGCUUUUGUUAACUGUAAGCAGUGACACUCCAUUAACACACAAGUUAUUUGUGAUGCCAAGAUGAGACUGACAAACACUGAUUUUUGAGGCAAAGCAUCUUUGACUCCCAGAGUGAUGCUGCGUGUGGUGGCCUGGUUGUUAGGCUGUAUGAAAGACAUGUGCCAGGUGAUAGUGAACAAAACUCUCAGAUGAUGGCACCUUAUGAUUUUUUGCCAACUCCCACUAUGCUGAGGCGAGGCACUAAAAUCUUGUCUAUGAAUUUGUUCUCUCUGUUGUAGAACACAGCCCGAUAAUCUGAAGGCAGGUGGCGGGGUCAUGAUGGGGCAGGCUGCUCUGCUAGCCAAUGAGGUUCUAUAGCAUGAAGAUUAUACAGUCGAUGGAUGAGGCUCACUGACAUGUUCCAUCGUGGAUGUUUUAGGCCAAAUGAAAUCUAUAAAGGCUAAACGGAGUGGAAAUGUGCCAGGAUUUAUAGAUCUGAUUUUUUUUUUUGGCAUGUACAUACAGGUAUUUUCAUGCUCUAAUCCACACUGUUUUAUAAAUGAGGCCCCAGUACUAGGUAAUAUUCAUCCCUGCAUGUUUAAGGAGGUUAUUGAGUACAUAUAUAAACCCAAUAUAUCAUAACAGUUCUCUCUAGGAAUUCCUACAGACACAAACACACGUCCCAUCAUAUAGAAAGGGCGAUCAGGCUGCUCCAAGUAGCUACAGGCCAGUAAGAGUAACAUACAGCAUGGCUAAAGGUUGUUAAGGAAAAGAUGGAGUAACAAAUGGCAGUUUGGGUGGGUAGACUGUGUGGGCUCAGAUGGGGAGGCUGGAAUUCAAUGAGAAGCAAAAAGUAUACAAUAUGAUAGGUGUAAGUGGUACUGUUGGUGUGGUUUCUGAUUAAGUAACCUUGAGAGGAAUCAAAAUAAAUAGGAGAAGGUGCUAUGUAUACAUGGAUACAAAGUUGACUUUAGAAACAGAGAAAUUUCUCAGAAUUAUGUGUUAAACAUGGCAUCUCUCAGGGAGUAUUGUUGUGGUUUUAUUUUUUUAUAUAUAUAUAUAUAUAUAUAUAUAUAUAAAUAAAAUGAACAAUCUUGAUACAGAUAAAAGUAAAAAGAUGAUUGUACAUUAUCUUGCCUUCCUCCAAGUUUAGUACAGUAUUACCUAUAAAUCAGUUGAAUCUUCAUAGAUGGAACUGGACAAAGUACAGGCAAUGACAGCUAAAUGUAAGGUCAAUACAUUUAAGUAAAAAUGCCCGAGUUGAAUCCACAAUGGGAUAUUUGAAGGACCUGAGAGGCGUAGUGAACUCAUCGCGAUGUUCAUCCAGACAUUGGUCGGAGGUCACGCUCGAGUUUUACAAUGCACUGGUGAGGCCUCAUCUUGCGUACAGUGUAAAGUUAUGGUCUUCACAUUACAAGAGGUCAGAAGAUGAAAGCGUGGAGUAGCAUUCGCAUGAGUUUGGGAAUCUACUUGACUACUUGGAAAGGUAGUUUAAAAUGUUAUUUCAUCUGUCUCAUCACAUUUAUGAAUUAUUUUUGUAACAGUGAAUCAAAUUUUAUAAAGGACUGUUAAUGGAGUAUAUAAAAUAGAUUUUAAAACUGCACUUUA